AUGACUGCCGCCGCUGCAAACGCCCCAAUUCCCGCAGAAAACUCUGCUCCCGCUGUCGCCUCUCACGAGGUUGGCAUGAUGUUUGUUCAUGAGUAUUACACUUUCUUGAACAAAGAGCCCAGCCGCCUGCACUGCUUCUACAACAAAAUGUCGACCAUGAGCCAUGGUACUCAGGGUGAAGAUCCUUAUGACAUCCAUGCUAAAAUUCUUGAACUUGGUUUUGAAGACUGCAAGGUUCUGGUGACCAAUGUCGACAGCCAGAGCUCUCUCAACGGUGGUAUCAUGAUCCAAGUUUUGGGUGAGAUGUCUAACAAGGGUGGGCCUUCCCAAAAGUUUGUCCAAACCUUCUUCUUGGCUGAGCAGCCCAAGGGAUACUAUGUUUUGAACGACAUUUUCCGUUACCUCAAGGAGGAUAAUGAUGCGGAGUUCGAGAAUGCUACUGAAAAAGUUGAAGCUGAUGUUGGAGUUGUUGCUUCUGAACCUUCUGUUAUCAAAGAGGAGAAGGAAGAGGAAGAGGAGAAAGAGCAGGAGGAGGUGGCGACGGACAAGGAAGAGGCGGUUGCAUCUGUUGAGGCAGCCGUGCCUAUUGAAACAGACGUCAUUGAACAAGCUCAUCCUCCUGUUGAGGAGGAAAAGGUUGAGGCUGUGGAAGAGAAGUCUCCCAUUGUUGAUGAGAAGAAAGUUGUUGAGGAAGAGAAGGUUACCGAUGAAAAGAAGGCUGCCGAGGAGAAGAAGCCUUCUGAAAAGAGAUCAGAGUACAAGAAGCAUGACAGAAGGUCUGAUAAGAAAGAUGGAAAGAAGGACGAUAAUAAGGAGGCUAAGAAGGAUGCAAAGAAAGAUGCCGACUUGUCUGAGAAGCCAAAAACCCCUGAGCCUUCUCAAGCAGAGGCAGCUCCAUCUGCUCCUGCCACCGCUCCGGAUACCGUUGCUUCAGAUUCCGCCGUCUCAGAAGCUGUCGUCUCAGAAGCCGCAGAGCCUUCCAAGCCAGCAACCUGGGCAAAGCUUGCAUCAGACGGCAGUAACCGCUGGGGAACUCAUGUUGCUUCUGGAGCUAGAGGUUCUUCUUUCAAUGUGUCUCGGCCCACUCCCAAGCCACAGACAUCUCAGCCUGUGAGCAGACCCCAAGGACAGAGAUCAAACACUGGACGUGAGGAAACUCAUGGAAUCUAUGUCAAGAACAUUACAGAGAAAAUGACCAUUGAGCAGCUGCGUGAAGCCUUCAGCAAGUUUGGCCCCGUCAAGAACUUUGAGCUGGCUCCCAAGAAGAAUUGUGCCUAUGUCGAUUUUGAGUCUGCAGAGGCAGUUCAGGCUGCGUUGAAGCAAAAUCGUGUCAACAUUGGUUCCGAAGUUGUGUUGGCAGAGGAACGUCGCCGCCCUGGCUAUCAAAACAACGGCCGUUCUUUCCAUCAUCAGAACGGAAACGGCCACCAAGGUCAUCAGGGUCAUCAAGGCAGCCACCGUGGCCGAUCCACGCGUGGUGGUUUUCAUGAUCGCAAGCCUAUUCAGAGGCAUGACAAAACCGCCCCCGCCGUUGCUGUGAACUAA
This is a messenger RNA of Lobosporangium transversale, 1545 nucleotides long. RefSeq lists its product as hypothetical. NCBI's taxonomy places the organism in Eukaryota, Fungi, Mortierellomycota, Mortierellomycetes, Mortierellales, Mortierellaceae. Gene Ontology annotation, biological process: ribophagy; protein deubiquitination. Gene Ontology annotation, molecular function: mRNA binding. The transcript has 2 exons. Gene Ontology annotation, cellular component: Ubp3-Bre5 deubiquitination complex; cytosol; ribonucleoprotein complex. Bases 1 to 1545 code for a protein of 514 amino acids. The record is from RefSeq and is a predicted model, not a curated record.